Messenger RNA from Mytilus trossulus (common blue mussel), 5495 nucleotides. Its product is annotated as NACHT domain- and WD repeat-containing protein 1-like. The record is from RefSeq and is a predicted model, not a curated record. The transcript is spliced from 13 exons. Lineage: Eukaryota; Metazoa; Mollusca; Bivalvia; Mytilida; Mytilidae. Gene Ontology annotation, molecular function: protein binding. The coding region runs from base 246 to 5495 and encodes 1749 amino acids.
CUUUUGUAUGUUGUUGUCUGGAUAAACAAAUAAUGUUCUAAGCUUACUGAAUAAUAAUAUAGAUGACCAUUAAUUGUCAAUAUGACUGCCACACUUGUUGGACAGAUAUGUUUGUAUUGGAUGCCACUUGUCACUCAACGUAAUCACAGAAUCUCAAAUUGGUGAGAAAGAAAGAAAAGCAUACAGAAAUUUCUGUUCUCUGAUAUUAUCCAAUGGCAAUGAAUUAACAACUAAAUUUUGUCAUAAUGUCUGCUGGUUCCAAGAGGCCUCCAGUGCCUGCAAACAUGACAGGUGUGUUGAAGCACAAAUCGUCUUUUGGUGCAGUUGUAAAUGGAGAGAGAGCAGCUAUGACAGUAAAGAAACCAACAUCUGUAAAAGUGACAAACCCAGCACCAAAGACCUUAAAAUCCUUACAGAACGGUGAUAAGAAGGAAGAAGCUAGAUCAGAUAAACUCUCAGAUCAAAUAAAGGAAGCUGAGGCUAAGUUUGACAAGUUGUUGGAAGGAUGUCUGGAUGAUUUACCUAAUUUACCUCAUUCAACAGUUAGGAUAUUCAUGAGCUCUACAUUUUCUGAUAUGAGAUCUGAAAGAAAUGCCAUUGUCAGAGAUGUCAAUCCAUUGUUAAAGGAGUAUUGUGCCAAAUAUGACCUUGACUUUCAGAUAGUAGACAUGCGCUGGGGAGUAACAGAAGAUAGCCAAAUUGAUCAUUCUGUGGAGAAAAUUUGUUUGUUGGAAGUAGAAAAUUGUCAGAAGAUUUCUCUUGGUCCUAACUUUAUUCUAUUGUCAGGUGACAGAUAUGGUUUUACACCAAUACCUACAGAAAUCGAGAAGACAGAGUUUGAAAUUAUGAAAACAUUUGCAGAGAAAGAAUCAGAGAAUGCUGCAUUGCUGGAUAUUUGGUAUCGACUUGAUGAAAAUGCUAAACCACCAAAAUAUAUUCUACAGCCAAUCAGAUCACAGUUUACAUUUUAUGGUGAUCACUCUGUGGGAUGUGAACAACUGAAAGCUAAAGACACACUUGGUUGGGAGAAAACUUUCAUGCUUCUACAAAACAUUCUAAGACAAGCAGCAAUGCAAUGUAAUGCAGAACAACUAAGUGAAGAAAAACUUCAUAAUUAUUUUAAAUCAGUUACUGAAUUAGAAGUAAAGAAAGGAAUUCUGACUGCUGAUAAACCUGAAAUGCAUACAAGUGUCUACCAAAGGAUAUUGUUGGGGUUAGACAUUGAUAACAGUACAGAUAUCACAGCUGUAAAAAGAUAUUUCGACACUAACAUGGAAAAUGGCAAGUUGAUAAUAAAUGAUCAAGUCAAGUUACUAAGAGGGAAAAUGGUUGAAGAUAAGGUUCCAUUGGCCUUAAAGAAAUCAAAAAGAAUUCAUCAAUAUAAUCUCAAUUGGUAUGAAGGUGGAGUUGACCCAGAAAAACAUAAAGAUCAUUCUACAUACAUCAAACAGCUAUGUGAUGAUCUUAUCCAGGAUGUUUCUGAACUUAUUGAUAAAGCUAGAGAAGACCAGAAAAGUUUAAUAAGAAAAAGGGAAUUUUACAUGAGUUAUAAUGAAGUACUUCAUCAUCUGCAUUUCUGUAAACUGAAAUGUGAGGCUUUCUGUGGUAGAGUUGAUGUUUUAGAGCAAGCCAAAGAAUAUAUUCUAAAGGACAAAUCUAGACGGCCUCUUAUUUUGCAUGCUCCAUCAGGUGGUGGGAAAACAUGUGUUAUGGCCAAAAUUAUGGAGAAUUUACAGAUCUGGUUCAAGAAGGAGCCUCACCUUGGAAUUAUUAGGUUUUUAGGCACAUCUCGCUAUAGCUUGAACAUAUAUGAUGUACUUUUUGGACUCUGUGGACAACUUGCUGACAUUGCUAAAAUAAUGAUGGAGCCAGUAGGGUACAAAAAUAUGAAGAACAUACUAGAAUAUAUGCCAAGAUUCUUACGUAGAGUGUCGAACAAAGUGAAAAAGCCAAUUGUUAUUCUCCUAGACUCCCUUGAUCAGCUUUCUUCAAGAGAUGAUGCUUUUAUAUUAAAAUGGCUGCCAACAGUCCUACCAUCAAACAUGAAGAUGAUUUUGUCAACAUUACCACAGGAACAUGAAAUUUUGAACACUCUGCAGACAAUGUUUCCAGAUAACACCAACUUCAUAGAACUGCCUAAACUUCCAGAUGAUACAGGAUUUGAAAUGACGAAAAAAUAUCUAGCAAAAAGGAAGAGAGCUGUUACUCAGAAUCAAGCAAACCAAAUCAUAAAUGCAUUUAGAAAUUGCAGAGGGCCUUUGUACCUUAAACUGAUUCUAGAUGAGGCUGUAAAUUGGAAUUCUUACACUUCAGAUAAUGCAGUUUUGCAAGAUUCGGUACAAGGAGCCAUAAACCAGCUGUUUGACAACAUGGAAAAGAAGUUUGGGCAAGUUUUGAUAAGCCAUGCUCUAGGUUACAUUACAGUCGCCUACAAUGGAAUUUCUGAUAUCGAAUGGGAGGAUGUGUUAUCCUGUGAUGACGAAGUACUGAAUGAUAUCUACCGCUAUCAUAAUCCGCCUGUCCCUGGCAUUGUACGAAUGCCACCUGUACUUGUAGCAAGGAUAAGAUAUGAUCUCAGAGAAUAUAUUGUAGAGAGAAGAUCAUUUGGAAAAACAACUUUGAAUUGGUAUCAUAGACAAUUCUUUGAGACAGCUCAUGGAAGAUAUGCUUUUGGUGGUGCAGGCAAAAAAUUACACAAAGUAUUGGCAGAAUAUUUCAUUGCCAAUGAUGGUAUCCAAAGGGACAUAACCCUUCACAGAAGAAAUAUGACAGUGAAGAAUGCAGACAGACAAGUCACAAAACAACCACUUGUUGUUAAGAAUAAAAGAAAACUAAUGGCUGCGCCAUAUCACAUUACCCAUGCUGGAGAUCAUAUAGAUCCUCCAAUUGCCAAGUCAGAAUGCUUUUGUAAUUUAAAAUUCUUGACAAUGAGAAUGCAAGCCCUGCCAUUAUUCACUUUGGUGGAUGACAUGACAGAAUAUUUAGACAAAACAGAUGAUGAAGAGGUGGCUUUCUUAAGAAAUUACUUCCUUGUCUCAAAAUCAGAAAAUUUAUAUGGUAUCAACUUUGCUAUAAAUCUACUGUCAAGGUUAUACAUUGCUGAGAAUCAACAAUAUCUUGAGGAAUUACUUCACCAAGCAAAAGAUGCAGUGUACAGCAGUAAAUCUCCACUUCUUAUCCCUGUAUUUCCAUGUUUGGCACCAAGAAAAGACCCUUCAACAGCUCUAUUGAAGACCUAUAAUGAUAUAAAUAAUAUCAUUUCACACGGUACAGAAUCGGUUUUGAUGACAAAUUCUAGAGUCAAAAAUUCAGAUGGAGCAUAUUAUUCCAUUUAUGAUGCAAUCAAUAAUGAAAUUUACCAAUUGGAUCAGAAUAAAAAUUUCAAACCCAUAAUGCUACCCAUACUAGAUAAGUCAGAGAAAAGAGUAAUCCAAUUAGGGAAAGACAGUUUGCAGACUUUCCAUCUACAUAAUCAGCUGUCUAACCAGUAUAUGUUUUCUAAAGUUAGUAAAGAUAUUGGGACCAAGAAAUGUUAUCCAACAAUGAGCUGUCUCAGUACUGAUUCCCUACAUCUUACAAUUCUGUUCAGCAAUGGUGAUGUGCUAACUCUUGACACAAACAGUUUUAAAAAGGUUGACUUGAUCACAUUGGGAGAGAAACCAGAUAGUGUUUCUAACAUCAUAACUACAAAUGAAGAAAAUUUAAAAGUUAUCUUGAGUAUCAGUGCAGAAAAAAAGGGAAAGAAUACCAGUAGUUGUAUCAGAAUCCAUGCUAUUGGAAGUACAGACAAUGGAAAGAUUGUAAACACUAACCAUACUUUCACUAAAGGCCUUGCUGCAGUUGGAUAUAAUGAAAGUCUACUUGUUGGAAGUAGUAAUAGGGAAAAUAGAGGAACUUUGACAGUAAUAAACUUAGAAGAUGCCAGUAUAGCUAUUGAUAAUGAUCUCUCUUCUGAAGUUCUGCAGUUAUCUGUAGCACAUUCUCAUGCACUGGCGGCCAUUUGGUUGGAACAAGGCUUUGUAGCUGUGUACGACAUCUCUAAUGGGGAGGUUGUCCAACAAUUGAACGUAAUAAAUACAAUAACUAGCUUUGGAGUGAGUUGGAUGAAUGAUUUAGUCUUCAUUGGUGACAACCAAGGGCAGAUAAUUAUGUACAAAUCUCAGACAGGGAAACAGUUUGGAAAUUUCAAAGCUGAUAGUGAUGAAAUCAUUAAAGUCGCAGUACUUGAAGAUCAAGUUGUAACAGUAAGCAAGGAGAAUACAGCUAAGGUUUGGGAGUUGACAACAUUACUUACAGCUAGUGUCAGCAAGUUAUCCAUUGUCGAAGUCAGUACUGAGGGAACUGAUUUGUUGGCACAGAAAGGUAUUGUUGGUUUUGAUAUUGACCUAAAAGGACACUGCAUAAUAACUGCUUCAGAAGACAGAAAUCUGAGGAUCUGGUCUGUAGAUAAUGUGAAACUACUAAAUAAAAUCCACAUUGGAAUCCUUGGUCAAAAAGUAUUAGCAACAAUUAACUCAAUGUGUAUUGUGUUGGAUAGAAUUACCAAGACCAUGAAAAUAGUGGACAUUAAAAAGGGAGCAGAAAAUAUGGUCACCCACAAUGUGUUAGAUUUUUGCCAAGGAAAAGAUUGUAGGACAUUGUAUCUAGUGAAAUCUGCAGAAAACAACCAAUUUAUAGAAAUCAUUGAUGUAGGACUUCUUAAAAUUAAAAAAUCAUUCCUAUUGAAACAAAAUAUAACUACUGACAGAAUUGAUCUCACAUUAAACGAUUCUGAACGUUUUUUAGCAAUAAGGGUGAAAGUUAAUGAGAAAGAAUAUGAAGACAUUCUAGCAGCAUGGCAAAAACAAAGUUGGCGCAAUGCUGGGUUUAUGCCUGAAUCUCAUAAACACAGGUUUUAUGCAGUUGAUCUACCCCAAGCUACAGGCGGUUUAAUGCCAUGUAAUAGAGUUUUGACCAAGACUCCACACCUAGGACAGAUUAUACGGCCAUAUAAAGGCAAUGUUAUGAUGAUCACAACACGUCGCUUUGUUUGUUUCUGGGAUAUUCCUACUGGCAAAUGUGACUAUCGAAUUAUCAAGAAAGAAAAGCUUGGAUUUUUGUAUCAGCCAAAACAUUUGGAGGAACCUCCCUAUAUAUUAAAUAUGGAAUGUAGCCAAGAUGGUCUUUGUGUUGCAGGUGGUUCAGAGGAGGGAUACAUGCUUAUAUGGGAAACCAAAACAGGUCUGCCUGCUGGAGGAAAUGAACCUAAGAAAAGGCAUUUAGCUUCGGUGGUUCAUAUUACAAUAUCCCCAAAUAGUAGAUGGGUUGUGUCUAGCUGCCUUAAUAACAUGCUGAUACUCUGGGAUAUCAUUACUGGAAUAGAUGUGGCUAGUCUAAAGAUUCCUUCAGAUGUCCAACAGAUGAAAUUUACAACUGACUCUAAACACCUGGUAAUCAAUACAGGGUUUCGUAGUACUAGGAUGUUAGUGUAUAGACUUCAUAUUGGUGAAUCAUAA